Molecule: messenger RNA, 6175 nt
Organism: Salvelinus fontinalis (brook trout)
Lineage: Eukaryota; Metazoa; Chordata; Actinopteri; Salmoniformes; Salmonidae
Product: dematin-like
Exons: 13
Coding region: 290-1393 (367 amino acids)
Biological process (GO): cytoskeleton organization; lamellipodium assembly; actin filament bundle assembly
Cellular component (GO): actin cytoskeleton; plasma membrane
Molecular function (GO): actin filament binding
Source: RefSeq, a predicted model, not a curated record
GUUACUGAAAGUGGAUUGGACCAGCCGUGCGAGGGGGGAGCAACGAAAAACUAGCUUGCUAUCAGUCACAGCAGCCUCAGCUUGUCCCCGCUGCCAGGCAUAGCUGCUGGACAGAAAUAUUGUUAGAUUAAAAUACUGCGUCGAGAACUUUCGAUUUUUUUUUGUAGCUUUUUGGUAAUACAAUUUAAUGUAAAGGGAAUACACUUGUCUGCUUUAAUAAACUGUGGAAGGAAACUGAUCAUCUGGAAGAGGACAAUUUUCAGGUCGCCGAGACGCACACCAUGCAGACAUGUUGAAAGAGCCUACUAUAGGAGAUGCAACAAUUUAUAGUGAAGCCUCAAGAGAAUUUUUUUUGUCAUCCUAUAAAAUGAUGCCAAAGCAGCUGACCCGCACCUCACCUGGGAGUGUGUGUUCCCUCCGUGGUAUCAGCAUCCCAGGAUCCCUAGCCGUGGCCAUCACAGCCAAAAUGGACAAUCAGGUCAUUGGCUAUAAGGACUUGGCAGCCAUCCCCAAAGACAAGGCGAUACUGGACAUCGAGAGGCCAGACUUAAUGAUCUACGAACCCCAUUUCAAUUACACGCCUCUGGAACUAUCGGAGGUGCCCCGAAGCAGAGAGAGGUCCAUGUCUCCGUGUUCAUUCUCCCACCCGGCUUCUCCUGAGACCAUUCUAUUCAAGGAUACCAAGGAGUGGCUGGAGAGCAGGGAGUCACCUGGAGGGUCAUCAUCAGGUUCAAACCUCCAGCUCAAAACCAGCUCUGCAUUAGACACCGCCACCAAGCUCCCCACACAGCACUUUCACAGGCCAGAUAAUGGAAUGAAUAUAUACAAGAAGCCACCAAUUUACAAACAAGAUGUAUUAGCAUCCAUCCCCCAGGGGAAACACAUAGAGGAUCUCAUCAUUGAGUCAUCUAAAUUCCCUGCCGCCCAGCCACCUGAUCCCAACAAACCCUCCAAGAUUGAGACAGAUUACUGGCCCUGCCCCCCCUCCCUGGCUGCAGUUGAGACUGAGUGCAGGAAGAAGGCUGAGUCCCGGAGGAGGGAGGAGGGAGAGAGGGAUGAGGAGGACGAUGAAUAUGACAAUGGAGACCUGUCCGAUGAUAUGUGGGGACUACGGGAACUGCAGAAGCAGGAGCUCAACAAAAUUCAGUCGAACUUGGGAAAGAUAAUCUUGAAAGAGGAGCUGGAUAAAGCUGUGCCCAUCCGCAGGAAAACUCGCUCACUGCCUGACCGGACAGCAAUGCACAUGGGGUCAUCCUCCAAUGCCUCCAAAAACAUACAUUUCCAAGCAACCAGUAGGAGUGGUCAGACCAGGCUCCAGUCUGCCGAGUUCACCCAAUCUGACAGUGACAAAGGAGGACCAGGUAAGGCCUGGUGGUUCAAUAUGAUUGGUUGACUUCCUAUACUGUAACAAUAUCAGAACCCAACCAGUCAUACAGAUGUCGGAUCUUAGUAUGACCCACCUAGUCACAGGAGGAAAAUAAUCCUGCAGAAGGAAAAUUUGAAUGAAAAUUUAGAAUCGCAGCCAGGGAGCAGUUGGAAGCGGUGUUUAUAGGCUAAACAAUAACGUAGACUACAAGACCACUGGGAGUAAGUAUUGUGGUGGAAUUAUUGUAAUCAAAAGGAGAGACUUUUAGAUUUCUUCAAAACAAUCAAACUUUAUUAUUUAAUUACUGCAGUAAUGGAGCUGGUCGGUAAUCACCCCUGGAGGUGAUUACUGAGAACUAAACGAGCUGGUUUGAGCCACAGCAUCCUCCUUCAGUCUACAUGACACACAACAUACGUAUGGAAUGGGUCACAAGGUUAAGAUUUGUAUGAAAGAUACUUAUAAUUCACAGCAGACAGUAUCUCCUAUAAAAACUCAUUGUUCUCAUUGUGUAGAGACCAGUGUCUGGCCCCCAAACUCCACUGGAGCCAUCUCUCCCUGGUACCGUAUAGAACAGAAACAUUAACUCAUGCUCUGGAAUGCGGUAUCCCCAAAGACAUCGUAAAUCUCCUGUCAGUGUUAUCUCCCAGAGGCUCACUUUCAGUUCACACAGACACAAUAGAGAUAGAGGAACCGUCUAUUAUGUUGCAUAAAACAACCAUUUGAUGCAAUAAAAGUAUUAUAACAAUAUUCUUGUAAUUUCCACUAUAGUAGCCUAUGUAGGCUAGGUGCAGGCUACAGCGUGUCUCGUGAAUUCUUAUGUGGAUUAUAAUAAAUUGACAUAUUUGUAGGGGUUAGAUGUAUUUUUGGUAAAGGGAAAUCAGAUUUUUUGGGGAUCAAUUGUUUUAUAUAUUCAUGGCAAUCAAUAGGCAGAAUAAAUUGUUGGUUGCCUCAGUGCCUGUGUGCAGUUACAGCCGCUGACCCUGGCACACAUAUGCCAGAGUCAGCAUGGGUUUGAAUCUGGCCCACUGCCCUUUACAUUUUUGGAGGAACUAGUACGUUUCUAGUUACUCACUGCAGGCUUUACUUGUACUCAAGUAAUUUAUGAAGGAAGUUACUUACUUUUAACUCAAUUACAUUUUUCCAAAUCACUUCAGUUACAUAGAUUUAUAUUAUUAUAUCGUCGCUGUCGGAUGAAAACCUUGUAACUCCAAAUUUGGUGAUUUUCAUAUUUUUACAUGAAUUGGUGUGAUUGGUUCCCCUUUAUGUCUGUAUGAACGUUUCACGACCCCUUGACAAAUGAAAUGUAUUGUAAUGAAACAGCAGGGAGCAGGUCUUGAACCCUCGACCUUCUAGCCCGAGGUCCGGCACGCUAUCGACUGUGCCGCAAAAGCAUGCUCGAGUCGAUUUCCGCGCUUAUAAACCCAGGGUCGUUACACUACUCCCUCCUUUCAAAGAGCGCGUCCUCGCCGCUAGCUUGCGACUCUACGUCUUACAGGAACGCGCUCACCGGCCAAGCACACGCACUGUCGUGGAUGCAAGGUCCGAUCACUUCUGACACCAAUGUAAUGAAACAGCAGGGAGCAGGUUUUGAACCCUCGACCUUCUAUCCCGAGGUCCGGCGCGCUAUCGACUGUGCCGCAAAAGCAUGCUCGUGCGGCAGAGUCGAUUUCCGCGCUUAUAAACCCAGGGUCGUUACACUAUGUAAUAUAGCUUUUCAUCAAAAUUCUUAAGUUCAUUGGCUCUCAAAGUUGUCCGUCAAAUCCUGUAUCUCCACCACAGCUCUUGAAGUGAAGCGCUGGUCUUCACUCUUAAGGAUAUUUUUGAUACUCCUGAGGAUAUUUUUGAUCGUAGGUUCAGAGGUAAGUUGCACUUUAAUUACCUUCUGCCUUCGUAAUAUUAUAUGUUUCUCAGAUAUAAUUCUGCUGUUGAAAUUGUGUUUUGAGGGUGAGUGCAAAUCAAAUGGCUGGGUACUGUAACUAACUAACUAGCUAGUUCGCUUUGGCUAACCCAGAAUCGGACUAAAUUUAAUCUCCUGUUUUUAGCUCCCCAUAUGAUCUCUGCUUGUUGGCUCACUAGCCACCUUGUCAUUGGCAUAAAGAGUGAACAUAUUAAUCAGAUGUGUGUGGAUAGCUAACUAGCUAUCACAUUAGGUUGCCACUAGAUAAUCUGUCUAAGCUAGCUGCAGUGUCAACCAUGCAGCUAGCUAACGUUAGCUAGAUCACCGGUCAGCCCAGCACAGCAUCCUCCCACUCCUUUGCUCUCUCUCUCGUGUGUGUCUAAAUGUCAUUCCGUUUUUAUGACAGGGUCUAUAAGCACAUCUGUGAGUGUAUCAUCUCAGUAAGCUUUUUGUGCCAUAUACUAGAAAUACAUUUGUGUGUUUUUUUAUAUACAGUUUGUAGCGGAACAACCGAGGGGGGGGGGGUUAAAUGGGCCAGCCAAUAAAAGAAAAGACCCUUCAAAGUGGAAAGGAGAGGUUAAGAUGAGAAGGAUGGAGGGUAAAUCCUACCUUGGCAGCAAAAAGAUGAUUGAGUUGACUAUGGCAAUUGAUUAUUUAUAGUAUUACUUACAUGAUUCUUACCUGAAUACCUACCUUGAUGUUUAAUUCCAUGCUAAAAUGUGUCUGAUUUGCAUACUAGUAACAUGAUUGAUAGUGACAUUGACAGUGGUGUAAAGUACUUAAGUAAAAAAUACUUUAAAGUACUACUUAAGCAGUUUUGGGGGUAUCUGUACUUUACUAUUUAUAUUUUUGAUUACUUUUACUUUUACUUCACUACAUUCCUAAACAAAAUGAUUGACUUUUUACUCCAUACAUUUUCCCUGAGGCCCAAAAGUACUUGUUACAUUUUGAAUGCUUAGCAGGAGAGGAACAUUUUCCAAUUCACACAAUUAUCAAGAGAACAUCCCUGGUCAACCCUACUUCCUCUGAUCUGGCAGACUCACUAAAUACUAAUGCUUUGUUUGUAAAUGAUGUCUGUGUUGGAGUGUGCCCCUGGCUAUUCGUAAAUUUAAAACAAGAAAACCGUGCUGUCUGGUUUUCUUAAUGUAAGGAAUGUGAAAUGAUUUAUACUUUUAUUACUACUUUUGAUAUUUAAGUGUAUUUUAAACCAAAUACUUUCAGACUUUUACUCAAGUAGUAUUUUACUGGUGAUUUUCACUUUUACUUGAGUCAUUUUCUAUCAAGGUAUCUUUACCUUUAAGCUAGUAAUACGAUAUUGAUUCUUGUUUGACUUUUGCAACACAUACCUGAUCCUCCUUUAUUUCCUUCUGAGUGAAAAAUGAAACAUCACACUUGGUGUAAAUCUUUUUAGUAGUCAAUCACCAUCACAUGUAUAUGGAAUUAUAUUGUGAAAUACAUUUUCAGUAAUGCUAUUGAAAUUAUAAAAUGAUUCCAAUGUCUCGUACCAUUGACCUUUUUAUGAAAUUGAGCACAUUGAUAGAAUUUAAUUCAACUUUGAAUAAGACCGUUAUUGAAACUACAGUCUACAGACUUUGAUGACAGUCUUAAUUGGAGACUACCUGUGAUGGAGGUGCUGGCAGGAUUAAAUAAUAAAUUUAUGUCAAAUCAAUUGCACAAAGUUGUAGUCCUUUUUAUUUGCUGUCACAGUUUACCAUACGGUGUAAAAAAAUGCAAACUAAAUUUGAACUCUUUGGCCUGAAUGCCAAGCGUCAUGUCUGGAGAGAACCUGGUACCAUCCCUACUGUGAAGCAUGGUGGUGGCAGCAUCAUGCUGUGGGGAUGUUAUUCAGCGUCAGGGACUGGGAGACUAGUCAGGAUCGAGGGAAAGAUGAACUGCGCAAAGUACAGAAAGAUCCUGGAUGAAAACCUGCUGCAGAGUGCUCAGGACCUCAGACAGGGGGCAAAGUUUCACCUUCCACCAGAACAAUGACCCUAAGCACACAGCCAAGACAACGCAGGAGUGCUUUGGGACAAGUCUCUUAAUGUCCUUGAGUGGCCCAGCCAGAGCCCAGACUUGAACCCGAUCGGACAUCUCUGGAGAGACCUGACAAUAGCUGUGCAGCGACGCUCCCCAUCCAACCUGACAGAGCUUGAGAGGAUCUGCAGAGAAGAAUGGGAGAUGCUCCCCAAAUAUAGGUGUGCCAAGCUUGUAGUGACAUAUCCAAGAAGACUCGAGGCUGUAAUCAGUGCCAAAGGUGCUUCACAAGCAUUUCGCUACACUCACAAUAACAUCUGCUAACCAUGUGUAUGUAACCAAUAAAAUUUGAUUUGAGUAAAGGGUCUGAAUACUUUUGUAAUAUUUCUGGGGUUUAUUUGUAAUAAAUGUACUAACAUUUCUAAAAACCUUUUGUGUGUAGUUUAUGAGGAAAAAAAUAUUUUAUCAAUUUUAGAAUAAGGCUUUAACGUAACGUAACGAAAUGUGGAAAAAGUGAAGGAGGUCUGAAUACUUUCAGAAUGCACUGUACAUUUGAAUGUUGCAGUAAUAGGACCUAGGCCUAGCGUUUGAGCGAGUGAGAGAGAAUAUUAUUUGAUAGCAGGCCUGAUCCCAAUGACUCGACUACCCCCGCAUGAAGAUAAAGAGAACUGAUCAUUUUUAUGCAAUCAUGAGGCUCAUUUGAAUGUCCUGAUGCAGCAGGACAAUUCUCCACAAGAAAGAGUGAUCAUGUUAUUAUCCGACAUCUGUAUGUAAGCAUUUAAAGCAUGAAACAGUGGACUGUAUGUCAAGCACAUUCUAACGCAGCAUUUCUGUUUCUCCACAGGCCUCCAGGUAAGAAUGUUUGUACCAAAGUCAUCUGAAAACAUUAUAUUAAUCUUGUGUCAAGCGCCAUUUGUCUACAUUUGGAUCAUAACAUU